Messenger RNA from Exophiala aquamarina CBS 119918, 1263 nucleotides. RefSeq names its product glycerophosphoryl diester phosphodiesterase. Gene Ontology annotation, molecular function: glycerophosphodiester phosphodiesterase activity. The record is from RefSeq and is a predicted model, not a curated record. Lineage: Eukaryota; Fungi; Ascomycota; Eurotiomycetes; Chaetothyriales; Herpotrichiellaceae. The coding region runs from base 1 to 1263 and encodes 420 amino acids. Gene Ontology annotation, biological process: lipid metabolic process. The transcript has a single exon.
AUGCACAGUACAGUCAGUAGCCUCGCCGUGUUGGCUGCGGCCAGCUCUUUGGUGGCUGCCAUCCCACUUGACCGCCGCCAUUACCCAGGACAAGACUAUCUUGUGUCUCUUGGUCCUCGUCCAUACUACCUCGUGCACAACGUGAGCGAAGGCGCACUGAAGGACAAACUGUUAUCCUGUCAAAAUAAGCCUGUUGGAAUCCAGCCUUUUAGCAUCGGCCAUCGAGGGGGUGGCACUCUCCAGAUUCCCGAAGAGACAGUGGAAUCCACUCUUGCUGGUGCGAGAAUGGGUGCUGGCGUCUUGGAAUGCGACAUCUCUUUUACUUCAGAUCGUGGUUUGGUGUGCAGACACUCCCUCUGCGACUUACACACAACCACGGACAUCCUUCUCAGGCCGGAGCUAGCUGCGAAAUGCACCCAGCCUUUUACUCCAGCGAACGCAACCGCCGAUGCCGAUGCUCUAUGCUGUACUAGCGACAUCACCACGGCAGAGUUCCUGUCUCUUUGCGGCAAAAUGGACGGAUUCAACGCGAGUGCAACAAAUGUGGAGGAUUAUCAGCACGGCACUCCGUCCUGGAGGACAGACCUUUACAACACCUGUGGUCAGGUUCUGACAUACCCCGAUUGGAUUGACCUGGUCGAUUCAUUGCCAGGACAUCGCAGCUUCACACCCGAGCUCAAGACUCCUCCGGCGGCCGUGCCCCUUCCAUUCAAUGGGUACACCCAAGCACAAUAUGCGCGGGACGCAGUCAAAGUCAUGAUUGAGAAGAACAUCGAUCCAAGCCGAGUAUGGCUCCAAUCUUUUACCCCUGCCGACAUCUACCUUUGGCUGAACGAGUUUCCUGCAUAUGGGAAACAGGCAGUCUAUCUCGACGAGGAUGGUGACGCUCCAGGCAAUCUCACCGUUGCAGUCAACCGUCUAGGAGCACUGAAAGCUAGCGGUGUCAACAUUAUUGCUCCCCCCAUCAAUUAUCUGCUGAACAUCGGUGGCCCUAACAACGAUACCAUCAUUCCCUCCUCCUAUGCCACGACAGCCAAGGCAGUUGGCCUUGAUAUCAUUGCGUGGACAUUUGAAAGAUCAGGACCUCUCGCCAAGGUCGAGGCAACCGAGGAGUAUUAUUACUCAUCGAUUGCGCCGGUCACUCACUACGACGGACAGGCAUAUGAUGUGCUUAAUGUCUUGGCUCACGAAAUUGGUAUCAUAGGCAUGUUCUCCGACUGGUCUUCCACGGUCACCUAUUAUGCCAAUUGUUUUGAUCUGUAG